Brienomyrus brachyistius is the source of this 2266-nucleotide messenger RNA. RefSeq names its product LBH regulator of WNT signaling pathway (gene lbh). Gene Ontology annotation, biological process: positive regulation of DNA-templated transcription. Gene Ontology annotation, cellular component: nucleus. Lineage: Eukaryota; Metazoa; Chordata; Actinopteri; Osteoglossiformes; Mormyridae. The record is from RefSeq and is a predicted model, not a curated record. The coding region runs from base 190 to 540 and encodes 116 amino acids. The transcript is spliced from 3 exons.
UCCGCCAGCGGCAGCGCUACUCAGAGGUACUAGUCUUAAGCGUCGGGUUCGAGUGCCGUCAGCGCUUGCGUCUUGGUAGUGUUUAGGAACGUUGUUGGAGAGUGACAGGCAACACCUGCGUAUAAUCUGGGGAGAAAAAGAAAAAGGAGGUUUCCCGUAGUGAACUAAAUUAUCUGCAAGUGUGAAUUCAUGUCUGUUUAUUAUCAUCAAGUAUACUGCUCCGUGUUUGUGCCCUGCCGAGACAUGACCGAAGUGAUGAUCACCGGCACUGCCAUGGAGGACAUCCGCCUGAAUCCGAGCAAGGACCGGCUCUCCUACCAGAUCUUUCCGGACCCGUCAGACUUCGACCGCAGCUGCAAGCUGAAGGACAGGCUGCCGUCCAUCGUGGUGGAGCCGACGGAGGGCGAGGUGGAGAGCGGCGAGCUGCGCUGGCCCCCGGAGGAGUUCCUGGUCAGCGAGGUGGAGGAGGAAGAGGAGGAGGAGGGAGAGGAGGACCUCGAGGAGCAGAGUGGACAGCCGGGACCAGACUCGCAGCAUUAGGGGCACCAGGCGGGCCAGUGGGGGCAGGGGCGGGAACACACAUGCACAGACUUGCCAUGAUCACCGUCCGGAGGCACUAGUGGGCGGGACUUACUGCACAAGGCUAAACUGACACUUUGGAGAACGGCGACUCGCCCAGCGUCUCCAGGGACACAGCACAGCAUCGCUUUAAAGCUCUGCGUUAGGGUGCUGUCCAUGGGGCUCACAGGGGCCCUCACCAUUACCCCCCCCCCCCACACACACACGCACGCGCUCUGCCCCAUAAUCCCACGGCUACUGUGUCUCAUGACCACGGAUCGCCACCACCCUGCCCCUGCACCACCGGUGCAGUCACAUGACUGUCACAUGACUUCAGAGCAGCGGACUGGGCUGGACGUUCAGUGCUGGGGGUGGCAUACAUGGGGAAAUGUGUUAUUUUUCUUUUCUCUGUUUUUCCCCCCCCGUAUCUUCAUACUGCAUAUGUGUUUAAUCUAAUAACUGUCAAUGUUUUAUGGAUUCCAGAGCCAGUUUAUAAGUUUAUCAUUUGUGUUUGGCGUGGAUGGGGGGGGAUAUUCUUGUUUUUGCACGGUUGUGACUGUGGUGUGAGAGAUGGUCCUAACAGGUGUUUCUUGUUGGGAAGGCGGUUAAGGGUUUUAAGAGGACUUUGCGGGGUGAAACGCACCGGCUCCACGCUGGGGUGGACCUCUGGACUGGCCUGUCAUUCCCUGGUCCAUCUGUGACUGAGCAGUGCGUCGCUGGGCCCUUACGUGUCUGAUACCGCGCAUAGUUCCCCGAUGGGUUCACGUUUUCCUGACAUGUAAUUCUCCCACGAGCGAUUAUGGGUAGAGAGAAAAAAAAAUAAGGCAAACGGAUGACAACCAAGACUCCAGAUCAUAGAGGGAGGGCAGCCUCUUGGCGCAGAGCCUCUGUCUUACACCGUUGCUGGGCUGUCUGCCUCCUGAUGCCAUGCAACUACGAUGCAGCGCGGCAGUAAUGUUACCGUGGUCGGCGUGCUCCUCUCAGCCGUGUCCUUAGCUGAAGUCAGUGAGCUCAUUCUCCACUGGCGUCGGGUUCAAGUCGCAUUAAAAUAAAUAGGAGGGGGUGGAAUUUUACUGCUUUUUUAUUUUUGCAUCCCUCCUCGCCACUUGAUUUACCGGGUUGGAAAGGGGUGGCAGGUGCAGGAAAUCAAGCCAAUGUCUAGUUACAUGCCACCAGAAAUCUGAAAGAAUCCGCCAGUGUGAGCAGCGCAGCCAGAAAUCUCAAAGGAGCGGGCCGGUGCGAACACCUUUUUUCCCAUUGCAAAAAAGAGCGAUGGUUGAUGGAAGAUGAUUGGACAGAUAGACUGUGAGGGUCUGUCCCAUGGCUUCAGGAGGAUGGUGGGGGAGGGCAGGGGGUUAGAUUAAGGAAUGUGAUGAGAUGUGAUGCUUAUGCAUCUCCUUGCAUUUAUGGUUCCUUUCAUGUACUGAAUAUGAUUUGUGUCUCUUGAGCAUACAGCUCCUGCGUUUCCCUGAAAUGAACCUCUGUCCUCCUCUCUGUCCUCCUCUCUGUGUCUCUCUCUGUGUCUCUCUCUGUCUCUCUCUCUCUCUCUCUCUGCUCCCACAUGUAGUCUCAUUUUUCUCUUUGAUUCUGUAAAGCUCAGGGAGAUUCAGCAGGUCGUUAUUAUUUUUUUUUCCUUUUUUGUUUUUGUACUUAGACCUCCUUCUCUGUCCUGAGUGCAGAGGUUGUAAAUAAACAUUUUUAAAGUGCG